Molecule: messenger RNA, 2322 nt
Organism: Camellia sinensis
Lineage: Eukaryota; Viridiplantae; Streptophyta; Magnoliopsida; Ericales; Theaceae
Biological process (GO): protein autophosphorylation
Cellular component (GO): plasmodesma; plasma membrane
Molecular function (GO): transmembrane receptor protein tyrosine kinase activity; ATP binding
Source: RefSeq, a predicted model, not a curated record
CCCGUUUCAAUCAGUCAGAGUCCACCCUGUCUUUCUCAUCUCUCAAAAACUCAUCUUUGAUCAUCUUCUAGUGUUACUGGUAUAUUCUUUGAUAUAUUUAGGCUCCCAAAUAUCAAAGAUAUGUCUGGUUUAAGUGCUGAUGAUGCAAUUUCAAGCACUGUGAUUGAAUCUGAGUAUUCAUGCCGUUGCUUUUCACUAGAUGAGACACAAUCAAUGACCAACAAUUUUGAUGAAGAAUUAGUUAUUGGGAUUGGCGGAUUUGGUAAGGUAUAUAAGGGGUUCACCAACGACGGUGCUACAACUGUCGCUAUAAAGCGGUUGAAGGCAGAGUCCAAUCAAGGCGCAGAGGAGUUCUGGAAUGAGGUCAAGAUGUUGUCUAAGCUCCGGCACACUCAUCUUGUUCCUCUGAUCGGCCAAUGCAGCGACUGCCAGGAAAUGAUCCUUGUUUACGAAUAUAUGGCUCGUGGGACCCUAGCCGAUCAUCUCUAUAAAAGAAGUAGAAACCAAACUGAAAUUACUAGUUUUCAUCUCACAUGGGAGCGGAGGCUCAGCAUUUGCAUCGGCGCAGCACGAGGGUUAGACUACCUUCAUACUGGUACCAAUCAAAGUUUCAUACACCGAGAUGUGAAGACCACAAACAUUCUGUUGGAUGAGAAUUGGGUAGCCAAGAUUUCAGAUUUUGGGCUGUCCAAAGGCACUACAAGCCAUUCAGCAACCCAUGUUAGUACAAAAGUCAAAGUGCUCUGUGGGAGGCCACCAGUGGAUACAAGUCUCAAGGAAGAGGAAAUUAGUUUAAUCCUUUGGGGUCAACAACACAUCAAAAAAGGAAAGGUUGAUCGAAUCAUUGAUCCCUCAUUGAGUGGACAAAUAACACCACAGUGUCUAAAGUACUUUGUAGAAGUUGCCUACAAUUGUUUAGAUACUAGUCCAAAGAAAAGGCCUACAAUGGGUGAAGUGGUGGGGACUCUUGAUCUUGCAUUGGUGUCACAACGUAAAGGAAGGUCGGAAGGAAUGAUUGGAAAGAUGUUUAAGGGUAUUGCAAUUGUGCCAAAAGGUAUGAAUCAUUGGUGGGGGGAAAGAAAGGACAGCGGUUCUAAGAAUGGACUGUCUAAGGAUUUGUUUUCGGAACCACUUUCGGAUGGUGCUACCCGACCACAACGUCAAUUUUCACUUGCUGAGAUUCGAGCGGCUACAAAUGAUUUCGAUACGGAACUUUUGAUCGGUUGGGGUAGGCUUAAGAAGGUGUACAAAGGUUGCAUAGAUGGGGGAACUAGUAUUGUCAUGAUCAACAAGAUCGAUGCACUGUCAUUGUAUCAUUGGGAAGAGGUUAGGGCUAACAUUAAGGUACACUCCCUACUUGAGAAUCACCCCCACAUAGUCUCUCUGUUUGGAUUUUGCAAUGAGAAAUCAGAGUUAAUCGGCGUGUAUGAUUACAUGGAGAAUGGGUCCUUGGAAGAUCAUUUAUUCAAUACAAACGACUCACUUCUGUGGAAAGAACGACUCAAGAUUUGCAUUGGUGCAGCACGAGGACUACAACAUCUCCAUGAGAAUGCGAAGCGAAGAGUCAUCCACAGUGACAUAAAUCCAACUAAUAUUCUGUUGGAUGAGAAUUGGGUUGCAAAACUUGUUCAUUUCGGGUUUUCCGAAUCAAUGUACAAUGACAUUACGACUGUAACAACAUUUUCAAAGCCUUACGGUGGUAUCGGAUAUGUGGCACCAGAGUAUGUUAUGCACGGAAAAUUAACAACAAAAUCUGAUGUAUAUUCAUUUGGUAUGGUGUUAUUGUCAGUAUUAUGUGCUAAGAAACCAUAUUAUUAUAACCUAGAUGGGGAUCGUACGUCCUUAGUCCAUUGGUUCAUGAGUGGUAUGAAAACCAUUGAUCAAGUCAUUGAUCCAAAUUUGAUUGGGAAAAUAGCACCAAAAUGCUUGAAGGAAUUUGUUGAUAUUGCAUUAAGUUGUCUACUUGAUCAGGACAACCGACGACCCUCGAUAGACAAUGUGGUAAGGAGCCUGCAUUCUGCAUUACAACUACAGGAGGCUUGGGAGAAUCAUUUUGAGAUUGGUGCUGAGUUACCUGUGAUCGACUUUUAUUGUUGUAACAUCUUCUCUGUUGAUGAUGACUUGACAAUUGGCGGAUUGAGCAUUUUUCCUUCAGAUAUUGAUGAUGAUCUUGUUUCCAAUUUUGAUGCAAGAUCGAAUGGAUCCUUGUCAGACUCGGAUUUUGACGAAUUACAUCGUUAAUUAAAAAGCUUUUGGAUUUGACUCUUUUUACCUACAUGUAUGUCUUUCCACUUUAUAUUGUAUUUUUUUUUUUCUUCCCUU